Molecule: messenger RNA, 1530 nt
Organism: Dermacentor andersoni
Lineage: Eukaryota; Metazoa; Arthropoda; Arachnida; Ixodida; Ixodidae
Source: RefSeq, a predicted model, not a curated record
AUGGUUUUCGCUUCGCCCGGAGAGCGCCCGCCACGCGUUCGCCACCGUCGCCAUGCCAGUUUGAGCCUGGUGACACUCGGCCCUGCAUCCCUCGACGAACUCCAUGAAAGGGGGGACCUGGAACUUCGUGCCACUUGUAUGCUGGCUCAGUCAACGGGACACCACCAUCGAUCUCCCUGUGGAUCCCCCCCGCCUACUACCGCUUCGAAGCCUCUCCAGGACGGCCCCAACAGGAGCCCCAAGCUUCGGUCCCGCGUCCCCCCUCCGAUGACGAGGACAUGGAUAUGUCCAGCUCCCGGAAACGCACCCACGAAAGAGAGCGAGGACGAGGAGCCAACCGGGCGACGUAAGCAGCCGUCGAGCUCUCCCCCAAGCCCGGAGCAGCAGACGGCAGCCAGCUGCCACGUGCAGCAACCGGACCACGGCAGCGCCAUUUCCCCACACUCGGGCAAAACAGCCACCACCUCCUCUCCGCCUGCCGCCCAAGACGGAGGCCCUCCAAAAAAGGCGAGUGCCACUUCUAGACAUCCCGCCGAGUCUACAGCCGCCUCCUCCGCGUCCCCUCCGAGCAAGGGCGUGCCCGGCACCAUCCUCGACGCGCCGUCUGCUCCUGAUGGCGGCGCGUCCCCUGCAGCGUCUGUUAGCGAACCAGCUGCAAACGAAAGCGCUACCGACGCGAUGGAGCUGACGGAUGCAACACCCACUGUUUCGUCACAUCAGGGCCCUGAUAACCCUGCGGCGCGGUUUCUGAAGGACCCAUCAUACCAGCCUGCUUCGCGGCCGAAGCCAAAGGGGAAGAAGAAGCAGAAGAAGAGGAAGGAGCCUGCCCAUGUUUCCCGUUCGUCUCCCGGGGCAACGUACGACUCGCGACGCCCACCCGCUACCCUGGUCACGCCCAGCGUGCCUACAGCCGCAGUACAGAGAGCAACGCCAUCCGCCCGCGAGUCCACCAUGUACGACUUCAUGCUGGUGCAGUCAAAGAGGGACGGGCGGUGUGCACGAGCCCUGGAGACUGCUGCACUCCCGGUUGACCCUGCGGUCGUCGGUACAGUGCUCUUCCGUCCCUCGGCGCCCGGUGGAACCUUCCGAGGAGCACCGCGCCUCUCACUCGCUGCAACUCUCUCUUCGCGGCCCGGUGUUGCAGUGGUUCGUGUUAACCAUAAACGCAACAUCGUGGCAGCCGAUACUACCACCCGGAAGUGCCUGGAGGAGCUGCUGGCAGUCACUGAGCUGCACGGAAUCCCAGUGACUGCCCGACUGCCAGCUGAGCGCGGCAAGAGCACCGACUUCCUACACGGGGUGGUCGGUUUACCCGCGGACAAAGACCUGCUGGGAGCCAUCGAGUCGAGCGUUCCCGUGCUAUCGGCAACGAGGGAGGAGAGCACCAUCACCAUCCGAUUCGCGGGACCGGUACCCCCUGAACACGUGCGCCUUUUCAAGCUCGGGUUCAGGGAGAGGCCUGCCAGGCCCCUUCCAGUGCAAUGUCGGCAGUGCGGCCGCUUCGGGCACGUGCUGGAGUCCUGCAGAUGA